Messenger RNA from Doryrhamphus excisus (bluestripe pipefish), 1530 nucleotides. Lineage: Eukaryota; Metazoa; Chordata; Actinopteri; Syngnathiformes; Syngnathidae. The record is from RefSeq and is a predicted model, not a curated record.
AUGAUAAAGACGAGGAAUGAAAACCAAGAGCGCACACACACUCGCGCACAUCCAUCCAGCUUUUUUGUCAGCAGCAGUUAUUCAAACGAAGGCGGAACCUCUCCUGUCUUUGCUGUUGACGCACGGAAUUUAAUUUGGGACGGACGAAACAUGAACUCUCGUGUUCCUUCACGGAAGGUUCUUCAGUGGAUUAUAAGGCAUGCCACCUCAUCUCUAUUUAGCCCCCCACAGUCUGGUAGAUGGCUGCAUCGUCCAUUCGUCCAGUGUAGACUGUGUUCAUCUAGCAGCACCUCCUCGCUACAAAGUGCAGCCAGCAAUGACCCAGCUCCCAGAGUUCCACAGCUGUCUCUCCAAAGUCUGUCUGACAUGGGCUUCACAGACACACAGGCUGAGGAAAUAUAUAAAAAUGUCACCAAAUCCACUGCUAAGCAUUGUUUAUCAACUCUCACAGCUUUGUUUGUGUUGGGUCUCAACCCUUCCAGUGUGGUUAAGUUAUUAACUAAAUGUCCUGAGCUUUACACCAUCAAGGAAUCACUUCUUCAGCAGCGCAUUAGCAACCUGCGCAGACUUGGUUUGGGAGAAGGCAGUCUUCAGAGAGUGGUGGCCUACUACCCUGCUAUCCUCACUGUGCCCGUGAAGACGGUCAACCAUGCGGUGAUGUUCCUCAGAGAGAAGUGUCUGUUUACAAUGCAGCAAGUCACAGAUAUUAUCCGGGACAGUCCUGCCGUGGUGCAAGAGGACCUGGCUCAGCUGCAGUAUAAGUUUCAGUAUGUCUACUUCCGAAUGGGCAUCAAACAAGCUGAGAUGGUCAAGAACAGAUUGUUUCGUUCCACCCUGGACGAGCUGCGCUGUCGUCACUGUUUUUUGGAGCGCCGAGGCUUGUACCAAACCCCCGACAAGAAAGGCCAGACCACCAUCAUUAACCCCAAACUGGACAACAUUCUCAACGUGGACCGGGACACUUUCCUGACACAUGUUGCCCAGGCAGCAUCGGCGGAGGAGUAUGACGUCUUUCAGAGACUGAUGGCCAGGGAGUGGCAGGAAGAGGAGCGUCACCUUGGCAACAUCCAAACAGGAAGUGUGGAGGAGGAGGAGGAAGAUGAGUUUGAAGGCAAGGAUGGUUAUAGGAAAAGGAAAAGAAAAUGACACUAAAAAGGGAAUUAUUUAAGUGAAAUGGCUCUACAAAGUGGGCCACACGGUGGAUGAGUGGUUACCAUGUAGGGUCUAUUCUCCACUUGGAAAUCUCUGUGUGGAGUUUGCAUGUUCUCCUAGUGCAUGCGUGGGUUUUCUCCGGGUACUCCGGUUUCCUCCCACAUUCCAAAAACAUGCUAGGUUAAUUGGCCACUCCAAAUUGUCCAUAGGUAUGAAUGUGAGUGUGAAUGGUUGUUUGUCUAUAUGUGCCCUGUGAUUGGCUGGCGACCAGUCUAGGGUGUACCCCGCCUUACGCCCGAAGACAGCUGGGAUAGACUCCAGCACCCCCGCGACCCUCGUGAGGAAAAGCGGUAGAAAAUGAAUGAAUGAAAGACAACU